Aspergillus homomorphus CBS 101889 is the source of this 3880-nucleotide messenger RNA. RefSeq names its product lipase. Bases 103 to 3648 code for a protein of 1181 amino acids. The record is from RefSeq and is a predicted model, not a curated record. Gene Ontology annotation, biological process: lipid metabolic process. The transcript has 2 exons. Lineage: Eukaryota; Fungi; Ascomycota; Eurotiomycetes; Eurotiales; Aspergillaceae.
CUCUUUCCUUGGAAGUAUUCGACUUCAUGCUCAUGGCUGGAAAGAGAUAUACCUCUUACCGGUCCAAGCGGGUCAUUUCCACCACGAUUCUGACGAUCUGAAAUGUCAAGACUCUUCAGCAUCCGAAAAACAUGGAAACGGGAUGACAUUGAGCAUGCAAACGAGCAAGUUGGCCGUGAGAAUGACACCCGUCAUGUUCCAGCAACGUCCGGCUUGCCUCUCCUCCCACGACCGCUUGCGUCCAUGGUAUCGUUCAUGACUCAGUCGACUUCUCUAUCUCUCCGAAUAGGGACGCUUGUCGGGGGUGUUGCACUAGAUGGUGCUAGAGCCACAACCUUAACUGGCUUGGAGCUCAGUCGGGCAAUGAUAGAGGGAAUAAUAACGCGAGCUGGGCGCGACGUUGCUAUUCGGAGUAGCGGAGAGUUUGGCAGGGCAGAAGCAGAGUCAUUGCUUGAAAGGAGUCUGGCUACUUUGCAUACCACAAUUACCUCGGCAUCCUUCUUCGCCGCUGCGUCGUUUCACCUUUCCUCAGCCACACUCUCAUCCGCAGCCAACGUGUCUCAGUCCCUUCUGUCCACACUUGAUGCAACUCUCGGCUCCACGGAGUCGUCUAGAGCCAUUGCGGCAAUAGUAACCCUCUUUCGAAGCGAGCUCAGGGACCUGAACAAUACUGAAUUCGGGCACGAACUACGAGCUGAAAGAAUUGGUGUAGCCGAUCUAUUAGUUGGUUGUGUUGGGUUUGCACUGCUCCAGCGCUGGGGUAGGAAGAACACAGAACGGCACGCACGAGGAAUUGGUGGGGUCGAAUCCAUAUGGGAUGUUGUCAUCUUGGAUAAUGGUGUAAGGGCAGAUGUCGUCGGUACACGUCAGAUUGAACAGCCGAAAGCUACUCUCGCCGAUUUUUGUGAGGAGGCAAAUCGCUCAUCGUUCAUGACUACUGGAGAUAAUGAUGAAGUCUUUGACGCCGUCCAGCGGCCAGCAAGCAUUGCUGAUACCUCCGAAGAACCGCAUUUGCCGAUCUUUACCCAGAAUUCGCAUCAGGUAUCUGACGAAGACAUCCGCUCGUAUAUCAUGAGACAGUUGCCUCAAGAUUGUCGUGCUUCUAUAAGAACCGAUUUGGUCACUGCUAGGACUAUCACGGUUGAAGUCUUCGAUGAUAAUGUUGGAGAAAUCACUGCUCCGCCCGGUACCAUGAUGAUUGAGGAGAGACACCAUGAUGAUAUCACUUCCAGAUCGACCAGUCGGGGACAAUGUCCUAAACAUAUAUUAGUAUUUCGAACGGCCUUCACCAGGUCCAACAAUACCGAAUUGGGAUCAGCAAAUCAGCAGGCCAGCGUGGAAUAUCAGGCGGGCAAUGAACAGGAGCUUUCUUGUUCGCACCACCAAGGAGUUGUGAAUCAGCCAUGUGCCACAGCAACAACCGAUCCAAUUGAAUCAGCAAAAGAUACACUUCUGGAAUCUGAGCAAUUUCAACCCGAGGAAAGCCCAGAUUACUUCAGUACAAUAAAUGCUCGGAUUGUUAUUCCGAAUCCAAGUAAGCUUGAUCGUGGACACUCAACUCACCGGUAUGUCGACAAGCGAGAAUCACCAUCGAAAGACAAUUCUAUGAAGCCCUCGAUUUCAAAAGUGACGCAAAAGGUCAGAUCGGUUCAUAACGUUAAGAAGGAUUCUGGCAAGAGCUCAUCUACGAAGCCCUUCGCAGAUAGGGGAAAGAGUUCGUCAUCUUCUGCAAAUGCUCCCCAACAAGGCAAAUCACCCAAGGAUACUGCAAACACACGCAAGACAUCGUCACAACAGCGUGCUGCCAAGUAUGAUCGUGGUGGAGCUCACGAAGCAGCAACGGCAUCGCCGAAACGUGGUGCUUCGUCGCCUGUAGCUAACCGAGGCCUGCCUAGAAUCCCAUUGCACGAGCAUCGUCUGAAAUCUGCGCCUAUCCCGGAAGCACGCCAUUCUGAGGCUCGCAGUGCUAGCAACGCAAGCAAAUCUAGAACGGAGUAUUACGCAAUACAUGAGAAGUCAGAGGAGACUCUCAUUUCGCAGACGAACGCUUACGCUCCAGGAUCGCCGAAUACGCGGCCCGGCUCCCCUGCUGCAAGAAGGGCACAUGUGCGUAGUAGCAGCUCUCUAUCAUUGACAAGGUCGGAAAGUGAUGUGACUAUUUACCUCACCACGGAUGGUCGACCGAGCUCCUCUGUGUUGCAACACCAGCCUCGAACAUUAUCCCCGAGCUUAUAUUCCCUAGCCACUGCCGGGUCUGAAACGUCACUCAUACUUGCUCACCGUCCUCGGAAUAGUGCUUAUGAUGAAUCCGAAGCGCUUCAAAGUUUGAACCGGGACGGAACCGUACCGGGAAUUUUUCCUGCGAAGCACUUUGUGCAGAAUAUCAGACGGUUUUGCAGAUUUUCCUCGGCUUCAUAUGGGUCACAUGCUUUGAAGGUUAUGGGCGUCCCGCGAAUGACAAGUGUUCUACCAUAUGAAGAGGCUUCUCGCCCCGAGCAUAGUGACUUCUCUGAUCACACAGGCUUACCGGCUUCCACGAUUCUACUGUCUUCUUUUGUCGAUUCUGCCGGCGGCACCAAUGCUGCAGGGGAGACUGAAAGCGGAAUUCCCUUGGUUCACUACCUUUUCCUGGACCAUGAUUCGAAAGCUGUUGUCCUAACUUUGCGAGGAACAUGGGGCUUUGAAGAUAUUUUGACAGAUAUGACCUGCGAAUUCGAUGACCUUGAAUGGCAAGGUAGGAAUUGGAAGGUCCAUAAAGGGAUGCACGCUUCAGCCAAGCGUCUUUUGAUGGGAGGGGGCGGGCGGGUCAUGCUGACGAUCAGGGCUGCGCUAGAGGAGUUUCCAGAGUAUGGGCUAGUACUUUGCGGACAUUCGCUUGGAGGAGGAGUCGCUGCACUCCUUGCAACCAUGAUUUCUGAGCCCAGCAGUGAUGCAUAUGGGGCCUCAUUCACGACCACUUCCUAUCAGUCCACGAGCUUGAGCCCUACUGCAACGAACAGCAAUGACCAACCCGGUAACAAUGCUUUCUUCGUCCCACCCGGGCGGCCUAUACAUGUCUAUGCUUACGGGCCUCCUGCAACAAUGUCGCCUUUCCUGCGUCGCGCAACGCGUGGGUUGAUCACCACCAUCGUCAAUGGUCAAGAUGUGGUCCCUUGCCUCUCUCUCGGCAUUCUGCAUGAUAUGCAUAGUGUCGCUGUCGCAUUCAAGGGUGAUAUCUCGGGCGCUCGAUCCCACGUGGGAUUUCGAGUCUGGGAAGGCUUUAGGCAAAGUAUUGUGAAAAAGUUCUAUGUUGAUGAGCCACCUAUACUUACACACGCUGGUCAUGGUGUGGGAGAAGAUGCCUGGGCAUGGAAUACAUUGAAGAUGCUCCGUGAGGAGAUGAACGCACCCAAGUUGUUGCCACCAGGUGAGGUGUUCCUAGUGGAAACGAUGAGGGUGCUGCAACGUAACGCUUUCACGUCUGAAGUGAGCGGUGAUGGCUACCCAUUACUUGGUCGGCCUGCUACUAGAGCACAGUUGACAUUUGUUCGAGACGUCGAAGCGUCUUUUGGAGAACUCAGAUUUGGUUCAGGAAUGUUUAGUGAUCAUAACCCUGCAAGAUAUGAAGCAAGCCUUGCUGCGCUUGCCCGUGGUAUUUUGGAUGAGUGAUAUUUUUUUUGGCUAUAUAUCUCAAACAUAAAUGACAUCUAUAUUUGCAAGCAUAUCUUCGGGCCCCAAGAUAUCGGUUGGCUUUGGCCAUUUUUAUUUCGAGGCCCACUCCCAGCUUGCUCACAGCUCACUGGAUAAGAACAAUCAUGUACAGAUGAAUCUUGGAUAAAACUUGCAAUCUCUCGUAAAGACGUGGUGAUAUAGAAGGCAUCGUGCACAGUUUGAGUCUCUU